Messenger RNA from Caretta caretta (loggerhead turtle), 6582 nucleotides. RefSeq names its product G protein-coupled receptor kinase 5. The record is from RefSeq and is a predicted model, not a curated record. Gene Ontology annotation, molecular function: ATP binding; G protein-coupled receptor kinase activity. Gene Ontology annotation, cellular component: cytoplasm. Lineage: Eukaryota; Metazoa; Chordata; Testudines; Cheloniidae. Gene Ontology annotation, biological process: regulation of signal transduction; protein phosphorylation; signal transduction.
AGCCGCGGGGAGUCCUGUAUCCUGGAUUGCAGUCGUUCUAGGAAGGAUCCUUUCCUCCUUUUGGGUUUGUGCUGCUGACUCUUUACCACCAAAGACUCCAGAUCCUGGCCUCUGCGACUCCGAGUGACUCUUCUAGAAGAAGACGGGAGGGUUUUGAUUUUGUUUGGGGUGAUUGCUACAUUCAGAUUUUGGGGGUUUAGCCACCUCGUAGACUGUUCUCGAGGACACAGCUACUCCUUCCUUUUUCCAUCUCUUUCCUCUUCUUCCUCCGGCAACAUAUCCAAAUCUGGAUCACUAUGGAGCUGGAGAAUAUUGUGGCCAACACAGUCCUGCUGAAAGCCAGAGAAGGAGGUGGAGGGAAGCGGAAAGGGAGGAGUAAGAAAUGGAAAGAGAUCCUCAGAUUCCCACACAUCAGCCAGUGUGACGACCUCCGGAAAGGCCUGGAAAGGGACUACAGCAGCCUGUGUGACAAGCAGCCCAUCGGCAGGCUGCUCUUCCGCCAGUUCUGUGAGAGGCGGCCGGAGCUGCAGCGCUGCAUCCACUUCCUGGACGCUGUGAUCGAUUACGAGCUCUCUCCGGAUGAGCGGCGCAAGGAGAUGGGCGACGAGAUCAUCCGAAGGUUCUUUAAAAGGGAGUCUUCAGACUACAUGCCGGAAAUCAGCCAGGCCCUCAUGAAGCAGUGCAUGGAGAACCUGGAGAAAAGUGCCUGUAAAGACCUCUUCAGCAGCUGUCUGGCUCCUAUGCACGGGUACCUGAGCGGAGCGCCCUUCGCCGACUAUCGGGACAGCAUGUACUUCGACCGGUUCCUGCAGUGGAAGUACUUGGAGAGGCAGUCGGUGACCAAGGACACCUUCCGGCAGUACCGGAUUCUGGGCAAGGGGGGCUUUGGAGAGGUCUGCGCCUGCCAGGUACGAGCAACAGGCAAGAUGUAUGCCUGCAAGAAGCUGGAGAAGAAGCGGAUCAAGAAGCGGAAAGGGGAGGCCAUGGCCCUGAACGAGAAGCAGAUCCUGGAGAAAGUGAACAGCAGGUUUGUGGUCAGCCUGGCCUAUGCCUACGAGACGAAGGACGCGCUCUGCCUGGUGCUGACCAUCAUGAACGGGGGUGACCUCAAGUUCCACAUCUACAACAUGGGCAACCCCGGCUUUGAGGAUGAACGCGUCGUCUUCUACGCGGCCGAGAUCUGCUGCGGGCUGCAGCACCUGCACCAGGAGGGCAUUGUCUACAGGGAUCUGAAGCCAGAGAACAUCCUGCUGGAUGAUGAUGGACACAUCCGGAUCUCGGACCUGGGGCUGGCCAUUAAGAUUCCGGAGGGUGAGAUGAUCCGCGGCCGCGUCGGGACCGUCGGCUACAUGGCUCCAGAGGUGAUUAACAACGAGCGCUACACCUUCGGCCCGGACUGGUGGGGGCUGGGCUGCCUGAUCUACGAGAUGAUCGAGGGGCAGUCGCCGUUCCGUGCCCGCAAGGAGAGGGUGAAGCGGGAAGAGGUGGAGAAGCGGGUGCAGGAGGAUCAGGAGCUGUACUCCGACAAGUUCACCGAGAACACCCAGGCCAUCUGCAAGAUGCUCCUGACCAAGGACCCGAAGCAGCGACUGGGCUGCGGGGAGGACGGGGCCGCCCAGGUGACCCAGCAUCCAUUCUUCAGGACCAUCAACUUCAAGCGGCUGGAGGCCGGGGUCAUAAAGCCGUCAUUUGUGCCAGAUCCUCGGGCCGUGUACUGCAAGGACGUGCUGGACAUCGAGCAGUUCUCCACCGUCAAGGGCGUCAACCUGGACCAAACGGACAGUGACUUCUACGCCAAAUUCGCCACGGGCAGCGUCUCCAUCCCCUGGCAGAAUGAGAUGAUCGAGACCGAGUGCUUUAAAGACCUGAAUGUGUUUGGACCAAAUGGGUUGCGCUCCCCGGAUCUGGACUGGAAGCAGCUCCCCGAGCCCCCCAAGCGCAGCCUGCUUCAGCGGCUCUUCCGGCGGCAUCCGGCGGACUACACCAUCAGCACCAACACACACUCCAACCUCACAGCGGGCGUGAACUCGCAUCCGCCCACGGCCAACUCCGCCGGCCAAGGCCGGGCCAUGGCGCAGGCGCCUUCCUGACCCCCCUGCUCCCAUGGAGACCCUGCUCCGUUAGAGCCAGCAUGGGCACGCCCGGAGCCCGCCCGUGGAGCUGCCGUCCUUGCCGUCUCAGGGUUACCGUGGAUGUGAAGCUGAGGCUGUUGGCGCCAGAGCUGGGGUGAGGGGCUGUUCCGUCACCCUGCCCUGCUGGGCUGAGUCACUCCUGGAGGCCGAGUGGGAAGAUGCAGCCCCCGCCCAGGACUGCGUGCCAGAUACUCUCACUGCACCUCACCCCAUCCGCCUCGCCUCUGGGUAACCGGAGCCCUCUCAGCCCUGCUCCCGGGGGCCCGUCGCGCUGGCAGGACCUGGCACGGCUGCAUGCCAGGCACAGACUGCUCAAGGGAGCCUGGAUCCAUCUGUGUGUUCACGCGGGAGGGUGGAGUCGGUGUUUGUUGUUGCCAAUAGCUUCCUUGCCGUGAUCACUGGGGUGGCCUCUCCCAGCUGCUCCCGCUGUGUCCCCCCAACGCGGUUCCUGCGGCAAACCCUGCCCUGGGAGGUACUGUCGGCAUUGUGCCCACCCUGCAUCUGUCGGGGAGAGGGGGGCUCCCCCGGUGUUACACCCCUGCCUGUGGGGUCUGGGUGAGAGGAGGGGCGGGGCUCACAGCCCAGGUGGGAGCCCCUAGCUGCUCAGGCUGAAUAGGGGCUGGCCAUAGCCAGCUGGCUGCAGAGACCCGGGGGCAGGUGUGCAGUGUGUAUUGUCACUGCUUGGCUCCUCUCAGUCCCGGCUGCAGGUUGGGAUUGAGGGGCACCAGCAGGGUUGGGGAAGCCCAGGCCGGGGUAGCAAGGAGGCUGUUUGAGUGGAGUAGGACCCAGGGGCCCUUGAAUUUGGGGUCACGAAGGCCAUCAGUCAGUUGCACCCACGCUCCCUUGCUGGAGAGAAUUGGUGAAGGGAGCAAUGACCAAACCCCUUCUCCUCUCACCCUCCCCGCAAACCCAGCACCUCCGGCUUCCCGCACCGCUUCUGUUCUCUAAGCAAGUGUCCCAAAGAGUCAGUCAGUUCCCCUCCGACUCCUGCUCCUGCCCUCGGCCCAGCGGGAGGUCGCUCCUGGUUCUCUCAGCUGCCACCUACCCAGGGUCUAGCAGCCUACGACGAUAGCUCAUAGCCUGGCCCAAAGGGUGAGACUAAGACCCCCUGACCCUGCAUGGGAGAGUCUUGCCAUGGGACUGGCCACGGGCCCCUGGGCUGCCACUUGCCUGGGAGCAAGCCAUGGCAGGGAAGUCGUCUUGGCUUCGGGCUGGAACGCAGGCGGCUGGGAGGUGCUGUGGGCUCAGGUGGGACCUGAGCGCUGUUGCUGAGUGGGGAUGGAGGGGGGGCAAUCUGUUUUCAUAGCACCUGAGCCCCAGAGCUGCUUGUUGUCUCAUGGCGAGCAUUUGUGUGCUGUUAGGGGCCUGGCAGCGUGCAGGGAGCCCGGCACUGGGCCAGACAUGGUUUGUGUUUUUAUCUUUAGGGUCUGUGCUGGCCUUGUGCCUGGGAAUCUGUCACUCUUAACAUAUUUGGUGCUAAAGCAAGAGCUGCUCUCAGCGGAAGAAACUCGGGCUGUAAGCAGGGGAGUGAAGAGUUUUCCAUGGAACCACCCCCUAGCAUGAACUGCUGAAUGCGCACCCAGCAUUCGCUCAGACUUCAGCGUGACUCAGAUGUCUUCAUACAGCCCUGGAUGCCUCUUUGCUCCCCUGCUGAGGCCAGAGUAAAGACCCCCUCUCUUGUCCCACUGGCUGGUGUCCCCACCCCCUAGGGCUGGGUAGGGAAGGAAGCCCCCAGUUCUGCCUGGUGCUAGCGACAUCAUGAGCUGUGACAAGGGAAACGCUUUUCAAUUCCUCUUUAUGUGAAACAAUUCCUUCGUCUCCACCCCCCAGGUCAGUAGUUGCCAAAAGAGCUCCUUUGCAAAGGCUCCUCUCUCGAGAUUGGCCCGUGAGGCUUUGUUGUCCCAAGAGCCGGGGCUGGCAAUAACAGACUCCUGAGCCGUGCCAGAUCUGCCAGGCCGAGAGUGGCAGACUCGUUGCACUUUGUGGCUUUGCCCUGAUUCCAAGUCCAAUGCACAAUCCCCCUUUUGUUCUCCGGCCUCACCGCUCCUUGGGGAACUCGAUGGCGGGAGUGGGCCACAAGGUCCAGAGGGGCACGUAGCCCAGCUCUUCCAGCCCCAGCUGCUGGCUGUUGAGGGAGCUGCACGUUCUGCCCGGCUGCUAGGCUCAUCGGAAUCCAAACAAGAUGCUCCAUGUGGACAAUCUGCCCCAUGGGACUCGUGUCCCAAGGGAGGGGCUCUCUGAUGUGGGGACCAAGGUUAAAGGCAGGCUGUGCCGUGCAGUCCCACUCGAGCUCUCCCUCUCAUCAUGCCUAGAGCAGCGGGUAAAGCUGGCCACCCAGCUGACCCCUGCCAUGGUCCUCUAGGCCUGACCAGAACGCACCUUGAGAGCCGUGCCCCAAAGAUUAGCCAUUUCUGUCUGACUGACACCUGCCCCCUGUGGUAAGAAAGGGUAUUACAGCCUUAUGCUCCUCCCCUUUCUCAGCUGGAGCGUGAGCCAUGCCUGUGGUGACCUCAGCAGGUCCCACAUUCGAAUUACUUCCAGCGUGAGCAUGUCUCCUCUGGGGAGGGGGAAUCUCUGGGAGCACAGCAGGGUGAUGGGGUUCCAGGCCUGGCUGGACUCCUGAUUACUUGGUGGUUGUGCGGGAGGAAUCUUCACCUCUCCAGUCUGGUUUGCACUGGUGGAACUGGGAGCUGAGUCCCUGCUGGUGGCAGCUGCCAUGUAGGCGGGCUGGGGCCCGUCUCUCACCCAGCUUUGAGCCCGGCCCGCACGACAGCUCUCGCCAGCGGGGCUGUGGUGCUGGUGACUUGUGGGUCCCAUCUUUGCCAGUGCGGAUAGAGCUGUCAUUGCUGGUGAAAUGUAGGGUGAUGGCACAGGAGUAAGGCUGCUCCCAGGGAGCAUUGCUGGAGCUAAGCAGUUGGGGUCUGGGUUUGGUCUCUGGAAGUGUCUGUGUCCCAGGCAUUGGCUUGGCUGGACUGGCGUGGAUCUCGCUUUGCCCUGGUCUUGGCAACCUGCUUGGCUAGAAGUGCAAACAGAUCGGGGGAAAACAGUGCAAUGUUGUAGGAGAUUUAGAUGCAUCAAUGGAAGAUGUGUCUAAAUCCUCUAGACUGUUGAACAGCCUCAACCCAAAUUAAAAAAACACUGAUCCCUCUGCACUCAAGUUACCAACAGGAACCGAAACAGAAAAUGGUUGCAAAAAGUUGUAUUCUUGUUUCCUUCAUGCAUUUCGCUCAGCUUGGAGGCAGAAAUUAGGUAGGUUGGUGUCAGUGGGUUUCACUUCCUAGUUCUCCAGAACCAGCCCAAGAUUGCAGAGUGUGGGUUGCAAAUGCUGCAGGAGGAGGUGUAAAACCAGACUAGGUGUAGUUCAUUGACACUUUCAGGCUGCUCCAAACAAUUGUUAAAUUCUGUGAAACACUUCAUUUAGGAAAAAGUAACUCUUGGGCCUAGAUGACAUGACUGUCCCUCUGAAAAAUACAGACUGAUGGCUUUGGUGUAAAUGAACUGGGAAAGAUUGUUUCAGAUGCCAUGUCUCUUAUCCCUGGAGCCUCAGCAGACAUCCUGAAAUAAUCCGUGCUUGGUUUUUUGAAUUCUGUUUUGGGGGCUGGGCAGAGAAAGUUUCUUGAAUAUGAUUGUAUCCUGCUCCAUCUCAUCGGAGAGGAAAGUGUGUUCUGAUACCAUUGAAAACAAGGUGUGUGAGAGAGAAAAUGGGUGUGUUUGUUUAACAGACUGAGAACUGCCUUUUGCUGAAAAGAUGCUCCGUGACCCACGGACCUUGUCCAGAGAGAGACUGUGUGCCGCAUGGACAGUGUCUGUUUCUAUGCAAGGACAGGGUGGUGGUCUCAUGCCAGUUUCUCCAGCGGGCAGCCCUGGGGAUUCCAAACAAGACUGAAUUUCCCCCUUGCAAAAGGACACCUGUAUUUUUGUAUUUUCCUUUCUCUCAGCAUCCAUGGGCUUUGGAUUGGUUUUUUACACUGUAAAUUCCUGGUUCUGGUGUAUUCAGUUUGGUUUUUGUACAUUUGUAAACAUUUGUAAAUACUUAUAUGGUGAGUGCCUGGAUGUACAUUUUAAAGCUAAAAGCAGCAAACCAAGCCAUGUGAUGACUUGUACACUUCCAUGUUUCAGGGAUAUUUUUAUAGGGAAUUUAAAACAAAACAAACCCAACCUCUCAGAGGAAAAAGGGGAUGUCGCUUCACCCCAGUCGAGGAGAAGCCCUCUUACUCCGCUGUAUUUUUGUAGUAAGCUUUUACAACUUUCUAAUUUGUAAUUUAAUUACAGGACUAUAUUUUAGGUUGGUUUUCUUUUUUUCCGCUUCCAUUUUGUAAAGCACUGAAAUUACAUGCGUGGUCAUUUUUAUUUUUUGGAUUGUGCCCUUGUAACUUUCGGAUAUACAGGUAUUUUUGGUUUUCCUGCCCCCCACCAGUAACAAUAUACACACCUUCCCCUAGAAACAUGA